Messenger RNA from Elephantulus edwardii (Cape elephant shrew), 1106 nucleotides. It is a transcript of the gene MAPK11, whose product is annotated as mitogen-activated protein kinase 11. Gene Ontology annotation, molecular function: MAP kinase activity; ATP binding. The transcript is spliced from 12 exons. NCBI's taxonomy places the organism in Eukaryota, Metazoa, Chordata, Mammalia, Macroscelidea, Macroscelididae. Gene Ontology annotation, cellular component: cytoplasm; nucleus. The record is from RefSeq and is a predicted model, not a curated record. Gene Ontology annotation, biological process: protein phosphorylation; intracellular signal transduction. The coding region runs from base 12 to 1106 and encodes 364 amino acids.
CGGCGCCGGACAUGUCGGGUCCCCGCGCUGGCUUCUACCGGCAGGAGCUGAACAAGACGGUGUGGGAAGUGCCGCAGCGGCUGCAAGGGCUGCGCCCGGUGGGCUCCGGCGCCUACGGCUCGGUCUGCUCCGCCUACGACGCACGGCUGCGCCAGAAGGUGGCGGUGAAGAAGCUGUCGCGCCCCUUCCAGUCGCUGAUCCACGCUCGGAGGACCUAUCGCGAGCUGCGGCUGCUCAAACACAUGAAGCACGAGAACGUCAUCGGGCUUCUGGAUGUCUUCACUCCUGCCAUGUCCAUAGAUGACUUCAGCGAAGUGUACCUGGUGACCACCCUGAUGGGCGCAGACCUGAAUAACAUUGUCAGGUGCCAGGCGCUGAGUGAUGAGCACGUCCAAUUCCUGGUUUACCAGCUGCUGCGUGGACUGAAGUACAUCCACUCAGCGGGCAUCAUCCAUCGGGACCUAAAGCCUAGCAACGUGGCAGUGAACGAGGACUGCGAGCUUAAGAUCCUGGACUUUGGGCUGGCUCGCCAGGCUGAUGAGGAGAUGACUGGCUAUGUGGCCACACGAUGGUACCGGGCACCGGAGAUCAUGCUCAAUUGGAUGCAUUACAACCAGACAGUGGACAUCUGGUCUGUGGGCUGCAUCAUGGCUGAGCUGAUCCAAGGGAAGGCCCUCUUCCCAGGAAGCGACUACAUCGACCAGCUGAAGCGCAUCAUGGAGGUUGUGGGCACACCCAGCCCUGAGGUGCUGGCAAAGAUCUCUUCAGAGCACGCUCGAACAUACAUCCAGUCUCUGCCUCCCAUGCCCCAGAAGGACCUCCGGAGCGUCUUUCAAGGAGCCAACCCUCUAGCUGUGGACCUCCUGGGAAGAAUGCUGGUUCUGGACAGCGACCAGCGGGUCAGCGCCACAGAGGCCCUGGCCCACGCAUACUUCAGCCAGUACCACGAUCCGGGUGAUGAGCCUGAAGCUGAGCCCUAUGACGAGAGCGUGGAGGCCAAGGAGCGCACAGUGGAGGAGUGGAGAGAGCUCACGUACCAAGAAGUGCUCAGCUUCAAACCCGCUGAACCCCCGCAAUCACCCGACAGCCUGGACGUCGAGCAGUGA